This is a messenger RNA of Fomitopsis serialis, 1930 nucleotides long. RefSeq names its product major facilitator superfamily domain-containing protein. The record is from RefSeq and is a predicted model, not a curated record. Lineage: Eukaryota; Fungi; Basidiomycota; Agaricomycetes; Polyporales; Fomitopsidaceae. Gene Ontology annotation, biological process: transmembrane transport. The coding region runs from base 330 to 1445 and encodes 371 amino acids. Gene Ontology annotation, molecular function: transmembrane transporter activity. The transcript is spliced from 9 exons.
GCCUCGUCUUCUUCUGCCUUUGCGCUCGGUUUCGCAUCCAUGGAGCGCGACCUGAAUUGUACGCACUUCCAAGCAACCCUCGGCAUCUCGCUAUACGCCCUCGGUUUUGGCAUCGUCCCCCUCGUCACGGCAUCCUUCAGCGAAGAGUUCGGCCGGCAACCGCUGUAUCUCUGGAGCGGUGUCGGCUUCCUACUCUUCACAGUUCGCAGAGGGAAGAACAUUCAGACGGUCCUCGUCGCACGAUUCUUCGCAGGUGCCUCAUGAGUGCGUCUUCCCGUUUCGCCGCCAUGCGCGCUUGCUAACCGGAUGCCUGUAGACGAGGGUCAGCGAUGGCCUCAUUCGCCGCGGCCGCCAUCGGCGCUACAGGCGUCGGCUCCUUGAUGUCCGGCUGGAUCGAGCAGAACAGGCACCUGGAUGGCGCUGGAUUCAGUGGAUUCACGCUAUGUAUGGUAGUACCCUCCUUCCGUCCGUGGAGCGUGUGCUUAAGCUCUUCUCGUUGCAGCAUCGCCGGCAUAUUCGUGCUCUGCGUGCAGGUGUUCAUGACGGAGACGCGCACGUCGGUGCUGCUGGUGCGCCUGGCGAAGAAGAUCCGGAAGGAGACGGGGAACCCGCGCUACCGCGCACGCGUCGAGGACGAGAGCGCGAGCCUGAGCACGCUCAUCUACGUGUCGUGCACGCGGCCGGUCUACCUGCUCCUGACGGAGCCCGUGAUCAUGAGCUUCACGCUGUGGGUGGGCUUUGCGUGGGGCAUCCUCUACGUCAUGAUCGAGUCGAUUGGCCCGGUGUUCCAGACGCUGCAUGGGUUCGGUCCUGGCCAGGUAGGAUCCGCCUACAUCAGCAUAACGAUUGGCGCGCUGCUCGGACUGGCCACGAACACGAUCCAGGAGAGGCUGUAUGCGAAGAACGUGGCGACGCGGGGCCCGGAGGCGCGGCUGUACGCACCCAUGGUCGCCGCGAUCCUCUUCCCCGCGGGCAUGUUCAUCUACGCGUGGUGCACGUACGCGCGCGUGAACUGGAUCGCGCUCGCGAUCGGCAUCGUCCUGAUCAUGUGGGCGCUGUUCAUCAUCUACCUCGCGGUGUUCACGUACCUCGCGGACUGCUACGGGCCCUGGGCGUCCUCCGCGCUCGCGGGCCAGAGCCUCUUCCGGAACCUGAUGGGCAUGGCGUUCCCCAUGUUCACCACGCAGAUGUUCAGCAGGCUCACGUACCACUGGGCGAACACGAUCUUCGCCCUCAUCGCCGUCGCCAUGAUCCCCAUCCCGUUCAUCUUGUUCUAUAGGGGACCGGCGAUCCGGCGGAGGGGACGGUUCUCGGGACAGGCGAUGCGGCUGCAGCAGCGGAAGGAGGAGGAGACGAAGCUCGGGAACGAGGAGAUAGGGAAGGAGCUGAGCGAGAAGGAGGAGGAGAGGGAGAAGGAGAUGGAAAAGGCGAAGCAGGAAGUGUGAACGCCCGACGCUCGGCCGCGGCGUGUUAUCGCGUCCGCCUUCCCUCCGGCCUGGAGAUGACGCGCCCUCGUCGUCGUGUGCGCGUCCAUGACGAGCCCAUCCGCGGCCCCUCCGCAGAGACCGGUCCGGCUAACUUAUUCGCCCUUUCCGUCUCUCCGUCUCCGCCCCGCAGUAGUACAUCCUGGUUCAAGUUCCCCCCUCGCAUCAUAUCGCACUGCACUCUGCCCCACCCCGCACGCUCGGUCCAUUCGAUAGACGGUUGCAUUCAAAUCUCUUACUUACUAGUACAUGUAGCAGGACUCGAGAGACCUCACCAUCCAUCCCCAUAGACGACACUGGGACUCGGCGUCGCUGGUUCCCAUGGACACGCAUCUAAUCACAGUUGUAUCCAUACGGUCACGGUAGUCAUGUCCGCCCACGCUUUUAAUGCAUCGUUUCUCAAUUCGACUUGCGCCGAGGCUUUCGGCUGCACUUACAUACUUACA